This is a messenger RNA of Colletotrichum siamense, 615 nucleotides long. RefSeq lists its product as uncharacterized. The record is from RefSeq and is a predicted model, not a curated record. Bases 1 to 615 code for a protein of 204 amino acids. The transcript is spliced from 2 exons. Lineage: Eukaryota; Fungi; Ascomycota; Sordariomycetes; Glomerellales; Glomerellaceae.
AUGGGCCUCAAAUCCGCCAUAGUCCCUCUCGUCCUCUCCCUCAGCUGCAUCACCACCCUCGCAGCAGCCGAGUCAUACACCCUAACAGCCUACUCCCCCGCAAGCCGCGCGAUCCACGGCAAACCCGUCAACGCCAGCGGCCGCCGCUUCAUCAUCGGCCUCGACGCCCCGAUGUCCUACUGCCCCGACGUCGCACGCGACUCCUGCCCACCCGGAAACAUCACCACCGUCGACGGACUUCUCACGGCAAUGAUGGUCAUGGUCCCAGGCGGACAGAACAUCUACGUCGAUCCCGAGGGGUUCGUCGGCUUUACCCAGGCACACUCGGCCUCUUUCCCCGCCAACUCCACCGUGAUGAGGGGCUUCUAUAGAACAACCGCCAAGUCCUCCUCUCCGUGCGACGCCGAGCCGCCGACGGACCUCCUCGAUUUCUGCGACCCAAAGGAUGCCGCGAGCGAGGGUGUGCACGCUUGUCCUUACCACGAUGUCGUGGGGACUUGGGUGCUCGUCGCGGGCAGUACCCGGGCGAGGGCGCGGCGGGGUGAUUGUCAGCGGCUCGAGGGGUUGGAGUUACACGAGAGUGAGAUCGAGCUUGGAGCGUGGCAGUAUACGUGA